GAAUUGAGAAUCGAAGCAUUUAGUCGUUUUGAAAACAUGAAGGGACUGAUAUUCUUGACCAUCCUUAGCUUUAUAUGCCUAACUACAGUUAUGGCAGAAUUCCCAUCCACAAUGCGACGCUUGGAUGGGUUCAAAGUAUACCAAGUUCAAGUUGCUGAUGGCGAACAAUUGACUGAGUUCAGGAAAAUGAGUGAAGACUUAUCAGUUGAAAUCUUAAAAGAAACCUCCCUCACUGGUACUUAUGAUGUUGCCGUUGCUCCUUCGAACCAGGAGGACUUUGAGGAGCGUUGUAGAUACUAUGGUCUCUUAAUAAAAACAAUAAUUAAAGACUUACAAAAUUUAAUUGAGCAAGGCUUUUCAAGUCUGAAAAGCACUUCUAUGGAUUGGGAAGACUAUCACGACCUAAAAACAAUUUAUCAAUGGAUUGAUCAUAUUGCUUUCACUUACCGACAUUUUGUGAAAACCUUCAUAAUUGGGUUUUCAUACGAUGGUCGUCCAAUAAAAGCGCUUAAAGUACAACAUCGUAAGGGAACGAAGAAUAUUGUAAUAGAUGCCAACAUUCAUGCUAUUGAGUGGAUUUCAUCAGCUACAUUGACAUGCUUCAUUAAUAACUUGCUAUCUUCAACCGAUCCACGACUUGUUGCAUUGCGUGAAAACUAUACAUGGUACUUUGUUCCAAUUGUUAAUCCCGAUGGUUUUGUUUUUUCACAUGAGAAGGAACGCUUAUGGCGCAAAAAUCGCAAGCCUACCGGUUUCAGUAACUCAUCCGGUAUAUGCUACGGAACUGAUUUGAAUCGAAACUUCGAUUAUCAGUGGAUGGUUAAUGGAUACAAUAUGGACGUUCCAUGUGAUCACUGGUAUGCUGGAUCCGCUCCUGAUAGUGAGCCAGAAGUAAAAACCAUGGUAAGAUUUUUGCAAUCAAUCCCCGAUAUAAAGGUAUAUUUGGCAAUGCAUUCAUAUGGUAAUUUAUGCCUUUUGCCAUAUGGCCAUACUAAUGAGCUCCCACCAAACUACGAUGUUAUGGAAUAUAUAUGCAAAGGAUUUGCUAAGGGUGUGGCAUCUGUGUUUAAUACCCAAUAUCUUGUAGGACCAAGUGGCAAACUUAACUAUCCUGUAUCUGGUGCUGCUAAGGAUUAUGCAUUUGCUGUGCUAGAUGUGCCAUUUUCAGCCACAAUUGAACUACGUGAUCGUGGUACAUAUGGUUUCUUCUUGCCUGCAGACCAAAUAGCUGAUGUGUGUGAGGAGGUGACUGAAGGUUUAAUAUCUCUGUUUGUGGCAGCCAACGAAAAAGGACUUUUUGAUUAAAAAUCAAAAUUACAAACAUUUGAAGCUAAUUUCAAAUUCAUUGGAAUUGAUUUAAAUAAU
This is a messenger RNA of Teleopsis dalmanni, 1365 nucleotides long. Its product is annotated as zinc carboxypeptidase. Gene Ontology annotation, biological process: proteolysis. The record is from RefSeq and is a predicted model, not a curated record. Gene Ontology annotation, molecular function: zinc ion binding; metallocarboxypeptidase activity. The coding region runs from base 37 to 1305 and encodes 422 amino acids. NCBI's taxonomy places the organism in Eukaryota, Metazoa, Arthropoda, Insecta, Diptera, Diopsidae. The transcript is spliced from 6 exons.